Messenger RNA from Hypomesus transpacificus, 2796 nucleotides. RefSeq names its product membrane integral NOTCH2 associated receptor 1 (gene minar1). Gene Ontology annotation, biological process: negative regulation of cell population proliferation; negative regulation of TOR signaling. Lineage: Eukaryota; Metazoa; Chordata; Actinopteri; Osmeriformes; Osmeridae. The transcript is spliced from 4 exons. Gene Ontology annotation, cellular component: plasma membrane. The record is from RefSeq and is a predicted model, not a curated record. The coding region runs from base 1 to 2796 and encodes 931 amino acids.
AUGGACCCCCUCCCAGAGUACUCCCUUUUCCUGGUGAGGAUCCUGGAGGAGCUGGACAGCAAGCACCGCACUGUGUCCUACCAGGACCUGUGUAAGUCCCUGUGUGCCCGCUUCGACCUGGUCCACCUGGCCAAGCUGCGGAGCCUGCUUUUCUACACGGCCUGCCUGGACCCUGCCUUUCCCGCCACCCUGUUCAGGGACAAGAUGCGCUGCUCCGUGGAGGACCAGCAGUCCAAGAAGCUGAUGGUGGCGGCAGACAUCGUCACCAUGUUCAACCUCAUCCAGAUGAACGGGGGCAUUGCCAAAGACAAGCUGCCCAUGGGGCACAGACCCAAGUUCCACAAGAACCAGUCUUUCGAGUCAUGUAGGUCAGACACAGAAGUUUAUAAGUUCCAGGACUGCAAGAGGGGAGGGUACGACCACAUGGACCAUCCCAGGGGGGUGCAUCACCACCUCCCCCUGCCCCAGAACACCCCCCCCUGUCCUACAUCGGAUUGCAACAACUGCCAGCAGUUCAUCCCCACCUCCGACCCUAACUUCCUGUUGGGCGUCAACAAGGAUUUGAAAUGUAGAGCAGCAUCGCUGGACAAGCUGCAGCAUCUGCCUCAGUACUCCAGUGGCAGCCCUCCGUCACCUCCCUGCGAGAUGCAGAGCACCUAUUUUCCCAUGGACAUCGACAGUGAGUCCACCACAGACCAGGACUCUCUGCAGCACAUCAACCAUGCAGAGCCUUUUACCGUCCACUCCUGCAUCCAGAAGAGAAACAUCUUCAAGGAGGACUUUCACAACCUCCAAGCAUUCUCUCCACAGGUUGUUACCUCAGAGUCCAAACUUGCCAGUAAAGCCAGUGGAGGGUACCAUCGGAGGGAACUCCACAAACCUACAACUUUCUUCAACCACAGCUUUGAGCUGCCCUACAGCAACCCAUACUUUGAUCCCCCCCUCAGCUCACCCAUCCAGGAGAAACGACGAGCAAAGCACGAGAGUCUGGAUGACCUCCAAGCAUCUACGUAUUUUGGGCCAACAACAGUCUCUGAGUGUGUGAACACCCGGAGAGUCAGUAAACCUGGGAAGCAGCCAUCUUGGCCGGUGAAGAGCCUGAGUCUGAACACAGAGGAAGGUCCUCCGGACUUUGAGAGGUCUUUUCUCAAUGGCAAACCACUGAAAGACAACUACCGCCAUAAAGUCAGUGUGAUCAACAAAGACAAUGAGCAGCAUUUUCAGAACGCCAAGGAGAAGGUGACUGCCUCUCCUUCAGGGUUUGCAAAGAAAACCAAUGGGUUGAAGAGCAAGGAUGUAGCCUCCAUGGGGUGUGGGCCAGACCGGGUUGUGGAGAAAAGAGAGGUGGGGAAAAGGUUCAGAGACAAAACUACCCACAGCACCUCUUUCCAGGGAGGCAACAUAGACUGCUCAUCCAGUAUUGGAACCCAGACAGAGCAGGCAGAGCAGAGGAAACUGAAAGAAUACACAUCUAGAAAUGCUAAGUAUGGCGAGAGAGAGAGACACCCCUUCAAGCACUCAGAUGAAGACUCGGAGAUUGUUAGCGACGAUAUUAGCGAUAUAUUCCGUUUCCUUGAUGACAUGAGUGUGUGUGACUCUCUGGGCAUCAUCCAGUCCUCCUGCUACAACAGUAACGGAUCAAUCUCUCAGUUAACGUUGAAGUCGGACGGCGACAGUUCUCCCGAACGCAACACAGUCAAACUGGCCAAGUCCAAGCUGGACCGACUGUUUAACUCCCUGGAGAGCACCGACGACGAGCUGAAGUCCAGCGUGUGUAAGUUGGUGAUGAGGAUCGGAGAAAUCGAGAAGAAGCUGGAGUCUCUGUCAGGGGUGCGAGGUGAAAUCUCCCAGGUGCUCUCCAAACUUAACAAGCUAGACGACAAGAUCCAGGAGCCAGAGACCAAUGGGAGGCCUGGGGACACAGCGUCUGCCUCGGGCUCCAACGCCACCCCAGACCACCUCCACCCCCACCAAGACCCCACCCUCUCCCCACAUGUGUUCCAAUGCCACACCACAGGCCACACCAUCAAGGGGGACAGUGGCUCUGGGGAGUGGUGCUGCUCGGACGGCAGUAACAGCGAGAGCCUGCGGGUGAAAGCCCUGAAGAAGAGUAUGUUCACCCGGAGGUCCUCGCGCUCGCUCAACGAGGAGAACAGCGCCACAGAGUCAAAGGUCACCAGCAUCACCAACUCCCCGCGCGACUGGAGGACAGUGUCAUAUUCUAACCACCCCGGAGACGAGUGCAAAGACAAGGACCGUAACAGGGACCAUGACAGGGACAGGGAGCGGGACAGAGACAGAGACAACAAGGACAGACACAGGAAAGCCAAAGAGUUGGAGCGUGAACGUCAGUACGAGAUCCCCCAGGCCCAUCGCUCCUCCAAGCCCCCCAAGGACUCCUACCUGGUGGAGCAGGUGUUCUCCCCGCACCCCUUCCCACCCUCCGUCAAGUCUCACAUGAAGGGGAGCCCCCUGUACACAGACCUGCGGCUGACCGGCCUGUCUGAUGGCAAACGAGGACAGCCCUCCUGGACCAUCGAGGAAUACAAACGCAACUCUGGAGAGAAGGGCAAGCAGCUCACAGCUCUGGACCUGCAGACCCAGGAAUCUCUGAACCCCAACAACCUGGAAUACUGGAUGGAGGACAUUUACACACCCGGAUACGAUUCGCUGCUCAAAAGGAAAGAGGCAGAGUUUCGCAGAGCCAAAGUGUGUAAGAUUGGAGCUCUAAUUGCUGCAGCGGCCUGCACGGUCAUCCUGGUCAUCGUGGUGCCCAUAUGCACCAUGAAGACAUGA